This is a messenger RNA of Paramecium tetraurelia, 762 nucleotides long. RefSeq lists its product as uncharacterized. The record is from RefSeq and is a predicted model, not a curated record. NCBI's taxonomy places the organism in Eukaryota, Ciliophora, Oligohymenophorea, Peniculida, Parameciidae. The transcript is spliced from 2 exons.
AUGGAGUAAAAAUCUUCAAAACGAAUGUGUUCAAUGGAUUCUAAUUUCGAGCAUGCUGAAUUCAUAUCAGCUAGAACAGAUACCAAAUAGCGUUUAGGAGAAUUAUUCAUUCAGCAUCCCACAAAAUUGGAAAUGUUUGGUCUGAGAUAAGUAAGUUCCAGAAUCCCAAAAUUCAAACAUAAAAAACCUCUAUUCGAAUUACCCAUGAGUGAUACGUAAAGGUCAUUGACACAUCAAACAACUUCGAUUAUUGAUUGUAGCAAAUGUAGUCAAAGUCUCUCAAAAAUGAUCAAUAAUAAAACCCAUCAUGAACAAUUGGUUCUCUCAUAACCUACUCUAGUAGCUGAAGAGAGGAAAGAAUUAUAAUUGUAACCCCCAAAACGAUUGGCGAGUCAUCAUGGCAGAUUAAGGAAUGAGUUACCUCCCAUAUUGGCUCAUCCUAAUAUUUCACCACCUCCCUCCUUUCAGCAAUCUCUCAAGACACAAACUAAACAAAAAACAUUGGGAAAAUUGUCUUUCGGACGAAUCUCUAAGAAUCUUGAUCAUGAUCUCAUGCAAGUCAUUUAAUCAGAACUUCAGAAGCAAUUCAAUAAUAAUCUUCAAAAAGACUAUCCAAUUGCUAAGAUGCUUUAAAAAUAUGUAUUUAUGGUUGUCUAUGCAAUUCAAGCAAAACUUAAAAAGGUCUAAGUUGAUCUCUCUUAGUCAGGCCAUCAAGGAUUUUAAGAGGUCGGUGCAGUCGGAGGACAAGUCAAAUACUUUUGA